GCAUGCGAUGGCCGAGCAUGGCGGCGGCUAAGGGCCCCGGCAGCGGGAGGCUGUGGCUCAGCCCCGCUUGGCGCCGUCCGAGGGGCUCUUGCGGUAUCCCCGCUCCUGAGGGAGCAGCCUGGCCUGGCCUGGCCUGCACUCCCGUGUCUUGGGCACCACAGGUCUCACAGCCCCAGAAUCCCUUCCAAAAACGUUCAAAACCAUCAAAGAAUAAAAGCUUUUGGCUAUUUUGCACAAUAUCGAAGGUAUCCAUCGCCAUCUAGCGACACCACGUUGCGGCUGAGUCUGAGCACACAGCCGGAGCAGUCCCAGGGAGAAGAUGGUGCACCAGGACUCCUGCCAGCUUCUUUCAGUGGUUUGGAGCUCAGGAGACCUCGGUCACGGCUCUGGUGGCUCAGGGCUCACUCCUGAGGAGGUGGCUUAGAGAAGGUACAGAUGUUUGUGGAGAGUUCCUAGUGGGACAGCUCUUGCCAUGCCUGGGCAGUGGGGACGUAGCACAGGAACUGAUGUUCAAUGGCUAGAAGAGAGCUGACAAGUGGCUGAAAUGAAUACGACUACUAUCCUACAAGAGAUUUUGAUUAAAAGAUCACAGCAGAAGAAGAGGACUUCUCCCUUAAACUACAAAGAGAGGCUUUUUGUACUUACAAAAUCUAUGCUAACAUACUACGAAGGUCGAGCAGAGAAAAAGUACAGAAAAGGAUCUGUGGAUAUUUCAAGGAUUAAAUGUGUGGAAGUUGUAAGAAGUGAUGGUAUUAUUCCAUGUCAAAAUAAAUAUCCUUUUCAGGUUGUAUAUGAUGCUAAUACACUUUAUGUUUUUGCACCGAGUGCACAAAGCCGGGAUCAGUGGGUGAGGAACCUGAAAGAAGAAAUAAAGAACAACAGCAAUAUAAUGGUAAAAUAUCAUCCUAAAUUCUGGACAGAGGGAAUUUAUCAAUGCUGCAGGCAGACAGAAAAAUUAGCACCUGGCUGUGAAAAAUAUAGUCUUUUUGAAAACAAUGUAACGAGAUUGUCCUCUUCAAUGCCAGAAAAAAAUGUGAGAAGGCCUCCACCACCUGUUCCUCCAGUUGAGGAAAAUGGGAAUGAAGAGGAGGAGAUAGUGGUAGCAAUGUAUGACUUUGAACCUACAGAACACCACGAUUUAAGAUUAGAGAAAGGUGAAGAAUAUACAGUGAUUGAGAAGAAUGACAUUCAUUGGUGGAAGGCGAGGGACAAAUACGGGAAACAAGGAUAUAUUCCAAGCAACUAUGUAACAGGAAAGAAAUCCAACAACCUUGAUCAAUAUGAGUGGUACAGCCGAAACCUGAACAGAAGCAAGGCAGAGCAGCUCCUCAGAAAUGAGGAUAAAGAAGGUGGUUUUGUGGUGAGAGACUCCAGCCAGCCUGGCCUGUAUACUGUUUCCCUUUAUACAAAAUUUGGAGGGGAAGGUUCAUCAGGAAUAAGACACUAUCAUAUAAAAGAAACAGUGACAUCACCAAAACAGUACUACCUCGCAGAAAAACAUCUCUUUAAUUCCAUUCCAGAAAUAAUUGAAUAUCACAGCCAUAAUGCAGCAGGUCUCGUUACCAGGCUGCGUUACCCAGUGACCCCAAAGAAGACGACAGCCCCAACAACGGCAGGAUUCAGCUAUGAGAAAUGGGAGAUCAAUCCCUCAGAGCUGACGUUCAUGAGGGAGCUGGGCAGCGGUCUGUUCGGCGUGGUGCGCCUGGGCAAGUGGAGGGCUCAGUACAAGGUGGCCAUCAAGGCAAUCCGGGAAGGGGCCAUGUACGAAGAGGACUUCAUUGAAGAAGCUAAAGUCAUGAUGAAGCUAACACAUCCUAAACUAGUUCAGCUGUAUGGUGUGUGCACACAGCAGAGGCCCAUUUACAUCGUGACAGAGUUCAUGGAGCACGGCUGCCUUCUCAAUUACCUGAGGCAAAAACGGGGAGUUUUGAGCAAAGACACUCUGCUUACUAUGUGCCAAGAUGUGUGUGAGGGAAUGGAGUACCUGGAGAGGAACAGCUUUAUCCACAGAGACCUGGCUGCCAGGAACUGUUUGGUGAGCGACUCAGGAGUGGUCAAAGUCUCAGAUUUUGGAAUGACAAGGUAUGUCCUUGAUGACCAGUACACAAGUUCUUCAGGGGCUAAAUUUCCUGUGAAAUGGUGCCCCCCAGAAGUCUUUAAUUACAGCCGAUUCAGCAGCAAGUCAGAUGUCUGGUCGUUUGGUGUUUUAAUGUGGGAAGUAUAUACAGAAGGAAAAAUGCCCUUUGAGAAAAGCUCCAACUAUGAAGUGGUAACAAUGGUUAGCCAAGGACAUCGCUUGUAUCGGCCCAAACUGGCCUGUAAGCAGAUGUAUGAAAUGAUGAUGAUGUGCUGGCAGGAGAAACCAGAGGAACGCCCAACUUUUGAAGAGUUGCUUCAUGCAAUCUUUGACAUUGCAGAGGGUGAAGAUGCUUUUUGAAAAAAGGCAGCCAGCAGCACAAGCAGAGGAAAUAAGGCACUUCCCAGAGAUAUGUGGCUUCAUAGUUUCUUUUUAAGGGCUUGAUCCUGUAAGCUGUUUGGUGCUGCUAAACAGUGUGGGGAACCUGUAAUGUCUGAUGCACUCCAGAACAAGGAGAGUUUUACAUGAUGUUGUAAAAUGAACACCAUAUCUUCAGCAAUAUUAGCAAUCUCUAUAUUUUCUCUGAAAAGUCAGCAUUGCAUAGCUGUAAAAUUGAGUUCUUUAUGGAGGGAGAAAAUGUGGCCAGAGGCCAGGAACCUCAUUUGCAUUUUGUGGGUUGGGUUCACGUACAUAGAGUCCAGGUUUUUGGGUUUCUCUUUACAUGGGAAGUAGCAUUAGUAGUGAUUUGCAUGCUUAAAAAUGGAAGGUAUCUAUAAAUGGCUUUUUACUGGCACUGAAAUGUUUCUAGAGGUCCUCCAGGAACAUUACUUUUCUUGGUUGAUGGGCGUUUAUCAAGAAGAUGAAAUGCUCUUCUUUCAUUUGCACAUAGUAAAUUGUCACCAGCACAGCCCUCAGUCUAACAUAACACUCUAAAAGCUCUGCUUCAUGAGCUGUGAUAUGCCUGGAGUCUUUGUAAGCUGGGUUUACCUCCCAUGCUUAGUCUUCAUGUUACUAAUGAAAAAUAAGUCCAAGAUUAAGCACAACUUGCUGUCAGUGAACCAUAGUACCAUGUUUUGGAUUAAUUAUAAAAUAAUUUAUAUGCUGUAUGUAUUGUAAAUAUAUAAAUUGUAUUCAUUUAUUUAUACAAAGUGGGGGCGUUUUGUCAUGAAAUGUUCAAGCACAAAUUUGUCCUUUCUUCACUUAAACACACAAUUCUAUACAGGGGGGUUGUAAAUGAAAAAAUUUCUCGAGUGUGUUUAAGAAGGGCUCCUGUUUCUGUCUGUUGUCUGUACAUACAGUGAUCUUUCUGUUCAUAACAGAAGAUACCAUACUGCAUGUGUGUGUAAAUAAACUGAAUGUUAACUAUUGUUUGGAACCAA
Messenger RNA from Ficedula albicollis (Collared flycatcher), 3456 nucleotides. RefSeq names its product tec protein tyrosine kinase (gene TEC). NCBI's taxonomy places the organism in Eukaryota, Metazoa, Chordata, Aves, Passeriformes, Muscicapidae. Gene Ontology annotation, molecular function: non-membrane spanning protein tyrosine kinase activity; protein binding; ATP binding. The coding region runs from base 545 to 2437 and encodes 630 amino acids. Gene Ontology annotation, biological process: B cell receptor signaling pathway; intracellular signal transduction; adaptive immune response. The record is from RefSeq and is a predicted model, not a curated record. The transcript has 19 exons.